GUGUGUCAAACAUAUUUUGAUAAGUACCUGUUUGCAGUUUGCGGAAGCAAGUGAGAGUAAUUGGACACCUAUGCUGUUGCUGGGAGUUCCUGCUCAGGCUCGGGGGAUGGGUGAAGGGGGAGGUUGGCAGCCUGCAUUCCAUUUGAAACCUGGAGGGCUUUUUCAAGCAGCACAGAGUUCUCCUGUACACUCGCAAAUGCCAGAUUUGAAAAAAACUAAUUCUGAGGCAGGAAUCAGCUCCUAACUUCAGACAGGGUGCAUUGUCCGAGAGACCAAGAACUGGAAAGUUCCUGACUGGCUGACUCACAGAACGGGCAGGAAAGUCUCGUUUUCAAGUUUUUUUUUUCCUAUUUCUUUCCGCUGUGAUCUCUUCCUGUAGCACUGUAAAUCCUUCUUUUUUUUCAGAGAGAUUAUUCACCGGCAUUUUUUUUUUCUUGUGGAUCUUUACUCGUGCUAAUGCAUAAGAAGAAUUCUACCACAGUAUUGCAGGCUUGACUACCUGAAUAACACAUUUCUGAAUAACUGGAUACGACGAGUAAGGAGCUGUGUUUGGAAAGGGACAUACUUUAAAGACUUGGAGAGGACAUGGUAGUUUGUUUCUUGAAGGAUUACAGAGACUAACUGCUUUUAUUGGAGCAGGGCUGGACAGAGAAUAAUGAAGACCAUUAAAUCGAUACCGACAAAGGGCUCUUGUUGGAAAGACCACAUGAAAUUGGAGCAGUAGCAGGUCUAAGUGCUGUAAAUGCGGAGAUUUUCAGGUGUGUUGAGCACACAUACAGUGCUGGAUUUGUUUUGGACAAAUGCAUAGACAUUGGUUUCUCCUGUUUUACUACAGUUUUCAAAGUCCAAUGGAUAAAGCCUAUACAAGAAAAAUAUACAAGAGACUGUAACAAAGGUAUAAAAGAGUGUAAACAAAUAUUAUUUUAUUUAACUGCUACAAGUAGUCUUCUGUAAAUCUUAUAAAAAUGGACACCGUAAAUAAUAACCCUGAUGAUCCAGGAAACCAAAGUGCUGCACCAAAGUUCGGAGCAAACUCUUUUUCUUUUUUCAGUAAGAUUUCCACAAUGUUUGCACGUGUUGGACCUGAACAAUCAGAAGCCCAGUCUGAGGAGGAUGAUAAAGCUGUGCUGAUGUCUUUCCAACAGUUUCCCGAAAACGCAAAGAACAAUGUAAAAGAUUGUCCCGCAAAUAUAAGUACAAAUGGGGAUGACAGUCAGAUCACAGGUAAAAAUACAACUGAUAAUAGUAAAACUCUAACAAAAGAGGAUAUUGAGUCUGAAAGUGACUCCAAAAAGUGUUUUUCUGUUGUGCAGCCACACAGUUUCCCAGCACCUGAGGAAAAUACUUUUGAUGAUGUUAAGGACAUUGACCUUGUUCAGGUAACUCUGGUCGAGACAUACAGUGACACAGAGACAGAGGAUGAGGAAAAAGUUUCAGAUAAUUCCUUAGAGGAGGCAGUCCCCUCUAAUGAAGAGAAAAAUGGAAAAAUAGCUUGUCUCAACACAAGAAAACCACUGGACUUGGCUAGUACUGAAAGUGAUGUAAUUGACCUGGAUAUAAAGCUGCCUGCAUCGCAAGCACAGGGAUUACAAGGAAAAUCCUUGGGAGGUACUGCCUUUCUCCAGAUUAUAAAACCAGAGAAGCCUGACAUUGAACAUUCUGGCAUUAUAAACCAUGAUGUGCCUAAAAAUGACUGCAGUACAGAUGUGGCUAAAAAAAUCAGCAAUCCAGAUGUGCCUAUAUAUACCACUGGCCCGGAGGCUACUGCUGACAUCACUAUUCCAGAUGUGCUCUGUGAUACCAGCCUCCAAGAUUUUCCCAAAGAUGCCACCAACCAAGAUGUGAUUUCCAGUUCUGAUAUUGCAACAAAUGUCAGGUCAGAUGUACCUAAAGAAAUGACUAAGUCAGAUGUGCCUUCAGGCUUCAAAGAACCUAAUACCUCUGUAACAGUCUCUCAACUAGAUGUGUUUACUGAUUCCAAAACAUUAGAGGGUGACAGAGCAGUAACAGAAGACAUUGCAAAAUUGGCCGAACAGUUAGAGGAUCCCAUUGUUGUGCCUGAAGCUGUAGAGCCAGAUGAAGAACAGAAGGACAGUGUGAAGCAAAAUGCUUCCAGUGGUACAGUGGAAUUAGAAUUGUCAUAUACAGUUGCAAACAGAGAUGACCUUUCUGAUACAUCUGGGACAGUUGUUUCUAUAGAGUACAAAGAGUCAGGUGAAGACACGGUUACUAAACGAGCACAAUGUUUAACUGACACCUUCAAACCAGAAUUAGAUGCCGAUGCUGCUACUGCUAAUAAUUCCCCAAAAGAACCCACGGAAUCAUCUGAUAUCAGAAAGGAAGAGCUUCCACCCUUUCAUAAAGCAGCCUUAUCUGAAGGAGAUGCUGCAGCCAAUACCCAACAAACAGUUGUGCCUUCUCAAUCCAAAAACCAGGAUGGGCCUGCCAGCAGUAAAAAGCCAGAUAGUCCUACUUGUACAAGUUUCCCCACAAAAAGCAGCGCACCAGUGGAAAAGGUCUUUCAGCUGCCUGCCCUGUUUAGUGGGCUGAAGGUACUGAAAAAGGGAGCUGUUGGGGAAGAAAGGGAAACGGUCUCUGAGAUCAAACACAAAGACACUGAUCUGGCCAUGCUCAAUCUGAAGAAACCUGUCAACAAAGCUAGACUCGUCCCAGAGCCACUGCCAAAGAAACGGGAGCCAAAAGGUGUGGCUGAGCCAAAAAGCAACUUUUUAGAGCAUCUUACCCAGCUGUUAAACCUGGAUGCUCCAAAAACUGAAGAAAAGAAGGAUAUGCCUACAGAACCUGGUGAAUGUAAGGGUUCAGAUGCAAAAGCUACUGAGAAAGCAGAGGAAAUUAAACACACCAUUCCUCCUGAAGAAAGCAAAGUAACUAGUGCUGAGGCAGCUUUUGAUGCUUUCAAAGCAUUCUUCACACCCAAGCCUAUGAAAAGGGAUGUAGUAGAUGCUAUGGACCUGGAUGCAGUGAAGAGAAAAAUAAAAAAUGACAAAGAAGUACUUAAAUCUAUAUUUGAGAGAUCUUCUUCCAGACCUGGAACUUCUGAGAAUAAAAGCCCAGUUGAUAUUAAAGGAUCCGAGGUUACAUCACCUACAGACGGUGAAGACAGGACUCCCGGGCGACUGCAGGCCAUCUGGCCUCCACCGAAACCGAAGGAUGAAGAGGAAAAAGUUGGUUUAAAGUACACAGAAGCAGAACAUCAGGCAGCUCUUCUACAACUGAAGAGAGAAAGCAAAGAAGACAUAGAGAAGAUAAAUGCAGAGUUUGAAAUCCAGAUCUUUCAAAUACGGGGAGAACAUGCUGAGUCUGUUGCAAAGCUUGAAGAGGUCAUCGCGAAGCUCAAAAAAGACCUAGAAAACAGUGGCUGCCGAGAAGGGAUUGAGCUCAGAGAGGCCUCUGUGUCUACUGAAGACGAUCUGCCCCCAAAAACCUUCCGCAAUGUGUGCAUCCAGACAGACAGAGAAACCUUCAUCAGGACUCCUGAAGAAGACAACAGAAUUGCCCACAGCAACCAAAAUGUGCCUAAAAAACUUGACAUUGAGUCCAUAAACCUGAGCUUUACGGGAAAAACGGAGCAUGUCCCAGGAUCAGCUCCACCCCCUGCUCCUCCUCUCCCUCAUGGACAAUCAGGACCACAGCCUCCCCCUCCCCCUCCCCCUCCCCCUCCACUGCCUGGUUCUGUGGCCCCACCUCCACCUCCACCCCCUCCUCUGCCAGGGGCAGGACCCCCUCCUCCCCCUCCUCUGCCAGGGGCAGGCCCUCCUCCUCCCCCUCCUCUGCCAGGGGCCGGACCCCCUCCUCCCCCUCCUUUCCCCGGAGGCUUUGCUUUUCAAGUGAAUGAAAAGGCACCCCGGAAACCAACACUGGAGCCAACAUGCCCUAUGAAGCCCCUCUACUGGACAAGGAUUCAAAUCCAAGAGAGCAAAGAUAACACAUUAUGGGGCUCCUUGGAAGAACCAAAUAUCAUGGACACAAAAGAGUUUGAGGAUUUGUUCUCCAAAGCCAGUCUGCAGCCCAAGAAAAAGCCAUUGUCAGACUCUUACGAGAAAAAGGCAAAGGCAAAAAAGAUUAUUAAACUAUUGGAUGGCAAACGUUCUCAAGCUGUGGGAAUCCUCAUAUCAAGUUUGCACCUGGAAAUGAAGGACAUUCAGCACGCUGUUUUAACUGUGGACAACUCUGUUGUGGACUUGGAAAACAUUGAGGCUUUAUAUGAAAAUAGAGCCCAAAGUGAUGAACUGGAGAAAAUUAAGAAACAUUACGAAACAUCGAAAGAGGAUGAAGUGAAGUUGCUUGAUAAACCUGAACAGUUCCUGUAUGAGCUGUCUCAGAUUCCCGACUUUGCAGGGCGCGCUCACUGCAUCAUAUUUCAGUCAGUAUUCUUUGAGGGGGUGUCUUCUGUACGUCGUAAAGUAGAGAUUGUCUCACGUGUUGUCAAGGGGCUGCUGGAGCCAAGCACUGUGAAAGAUGUCCUAGGUCUGGUCUUGGCUUUUGGUAAUUACAUGAAUGGUGGGAAUCGGACAAGAGGGCAGGCUGAUGGCUUUGGGCUGGAGAUUUUACCAAAGCUGAAAGAUGUGAAGAGCAGGGACAACCACAUCAGUUUGGUAGAUUAUGUGGUCACAUACUAUCUACGGUAUAUGGACAAGAACGCAGGAACUGACAAGAGUAUCUUUCCACUGCCAGAGCCCCAGGACCUGUUUCUAGCUGCUCAAGUCAAAUUUGAUGAUCUCACAAAAGACCUCAGGAAGCUGAAAAAAGAACUGACUGCUUGUGAAAAGGAGAUCCAGAAGGUGUGCCGAAACUCCUCAGAGGAGCAUCUCCAGCCAUUUAAGGAGAAAAUGGAGGCAUUCAUUUCUGUUGCUCAAAAAGAUUACACUUCGGUGGAGGAGCAACAAGAAACAGCCCAAAAAAGCUUUGAAGACAUGGUGGAAUAUUUCAGUCUGAAGCCAAAGUCCGGGGAGAAGGAGGUUCUGCCUAACUACAUUUUCAUGCUGUGGUAUGAGUUCUGCAAUGACUUUAAGAACGCUUGGAAACGAGAAAGCAAAAACAUCUCUAAGGAGCGGCUCAAAGAAGCCCAGCAGUGCAUCAAUAAGAUAACUGCAGAGAAGAAGGUGGAAACCAAGAAGAUCAAUCCCAACAGUCUGAAAGAACGGUUACGUCAGAAGGAAGCAAGUGUAUCCACCACCUGAAAGAAGCAGCGAGCAGGCUGAGGAGACUGAGAGACUGAAAGGACUGCCCCACUGUGCAGUGUCCGUCGCCUGAUCUGUUCCUGCUGCUAUCUCGACCUGUCUGUUUAUUGGGUACCUGAGCUGACAGCACUGUGAUCCCUUGGAGAUGCCAGUUCCACCACCUGCCAGCUUACAGGACAUCAGGAAAACUGUUGGAAAAGGACAGACUGGGGAAAGGAUAACUUGCCAGAGCUAUCCCUCAUGUGGGCAUAUCAGAUGGGGGUUGGGGUUUUCUGUAAUAUGUAACAAAGCCAAAAUCUAUAGCAAAGGCCUUUGGAUAAAGAAUCCAAGUGAGCAGUCAAACUCCAGCAGUCAAAAAUCUCAGAUAUAAACAAGUUUAAGUCUGUGUAGAGUGAUACACUGGAACUACUGGAAGAACUGGAACAAACACAUCAGAGUAACCUGAAUUGUGGGUUCAUGUUGCUCUGCAGAUUCAAUCAUGAUCAACGUAUAUCUAAAGCUCUGAAAGCUUGUAUAAAAAUAACACUAGGGAAAUGGACAUAUUUUAUUGAAAAGCAAAUCCAUACUGAUAAAACUUCUCUUAAUAGGUUGUAGCUUCGGUGCACAGUUGUUGCAUAUUAUUAUUUUUUGGCCAUGACAAAUAGAUGCCACAUGAUACAGAUAAAUACAGAUUAAAUACAGAUAAAUGAAGAGCCGUAUCAUUGAUGUGUGCAGUACAUUUAGGAUAGGUUACUAAAUUAAAUUCCUUGAAGUUUGUAAAAUUUUCAGUUGUAGCCUUCAUCUUUAAAAAAUCCCCAGUCCUAUCUGUUUUGAUUAUUUCUUGGGGGUGAAAGUGCAUGCUGAGAAAGUUUCUAAUUUGAAAGGUAUAUUUUAUAAAGACAGAAACUUGAAAAUUUGGUAAAUGGAUAAGAUAAGAUCAGAUCACUUUAUUAGCCACACAAUUUCUUGCAUUAGGAAUUUGUCUUUUCGCAUACCCCAGCUUGUUCUUCAUGAGACACACAGAUAGGGAGAGAGAAGCUUAAAUAAAUACACAACAUUUUAAUCGAUGAUCUUUGUUAAAGACAGGGGGAAGCUCAAUAUUGGUAUUUGUGCCUUUGAGAGUUGAAGAGAGGAACCUGAUUGCAGUCAAUUCUGAAUGAGUUACAGUAACCCCUACUGGGCAGGUUUUGGGUGGUUACCAGGGUUGUGCUUUGCUUUCUAUAGCACAAUGGAUGGAUAAAACUCAAUAAUUACAUUUUUCCAGGAGAAAACUGAAGUCUACUCUUCUGACUCUUUCAGUCUGGUGUCAGUUGUAGCCAUAUGCUGAGGUUUGAGAUGGAUUUUCAGAACUAAGGAACCAAUUGAAGAAAAUUAUAUUUGCAAUAACACAGAAAAAGCCAUCAUGGUGUAAAAACAUUUGUUCUAUAUUAAUAUACCUUAUUAUUCAAUAGUUCCCUUCAAGUAACAGAUAUAAUUAUAUUGCACGUUUGGCCAAUGUUUAAAAUUUCUAUGCAAUAGUUUUUCUGAAAUCCAAUACAGUAUAUCUCCCAUAUUUAUACUAACAGUUACACAUUACAGUGAUUAAUGUGCCAUUAUGCAGUUAAAUUGACCAUUUACAUUUUUUUUCAAAAGCUAAAAAAUAUAUUUGUUUAACAGAAUAUUUGUAUUUUAACAAUAAAGGAUUUGAACUUUUAGCUUUAUGUUUCGGAGACAAGGUCUACUAAAGAAAUAUAGUCCUAUAGUAAUAGGGAUUCAGAUAUAUUUGUAUAUAUAAAAACAUUUAUUUUAUGCCUAAAUAUCUAUUGUUUGAUCUUUGCAGAUAUAUUUUUGUAUAUAAUUUCAGCCCAAGUGUGAGAAUGCUAUUUAGACAGUUCAUUCAGGUUUAUCAGAGAGACGUUUUUUUUUUUUUCAUUAGUGCAAAAUAAAUGUAAAUUAAAAAAAAAAUUCAAUUUAAGGAUUACAAGAGAGAGCCGCAUACUUCACCCCCAGAAAAGUCCGUCUAUACAUGUUGUACUUGCAUAGAAGAGUUUCAGUGUAAUGUGUACAUAUCGGUUUAUAUAAACUCGUGUUAUCUGUUGAAGAGUAAAAUACCUAAAAGAACGUUCCUUUUAUUUAGAUUUGAAAGGUUUGGUCAUUUUGAGAAAUUAUACAUAAAGAAGCAUGCCAGACUAUCAGAAACAGUACUUGUUAAGUAAAACUUUUUUUAACACUAGAAAUAUUCAGAAAUGUCAUUCACAACAUACAGUGAGUGUGAAUUCAGUACAAUUCUUUGGUCCAUGCAGAAAUGUGUACUACUUACACUGUUGAAAGGAACGUAAAAAAUUUAAAGUCCUGAAUAAUUAAUAAUAUGAAAAUGUCUUUAAUGGUCUACUGUUUGUAAUAUUCAAUAGCUUGAAGGACUGUGAUAUUUUUUCAAAGCAGCUAGAGUAAGAUUUUCUUAUAGGGGGAAAAUGAAAGAUCUGUUUUGUCUAUAUGUAUGUUAAAAACAUCUUUGACAGAAAUCGGUGAAGAAUUUUGUCCUAAUUUAAUUUUCCUAAUUAAAAAUCAGUCUUCCAUGUGAAAGCAAGUGCAGGAGCAGGCGGUGUCAGAGUAAGCUGUAAAGGAGAUGGUGAUCUAAAGACAUUGCCUUGAACUUGGUAUAUUUCCUUUACUCAUAGAGUUGAUCAACUUCAAGAAAAUAUAAAAAAAAAUAAUGAUUUUAUCAUGCUAAUCAUUAUAAGUGGAAUAAAAAAGCAUAAGUGGAAUUUGAAGGUAUGACAUAUUUCAUUUGAGAAAUUAGAACACUUAAUUGAAUACAAUUCCGAAGCGUAAUGUACAGUACACCUUCUUUUUCCCAAGGUAAUAUUUAUUUGUUAAGGGUUUAUAAAAAGAGUCACAAAACUAGAUCAUGGAAAUGAAGUCCCAGUUUAACAUUAAAUAUUGCAGUCAUUUGAAGAUUUUUUUAAUUUAUGUGAGAUAAGUGUUAAAGCUGAGAUAAAACAUGUGAAACUCUUUGAGCAUCAGACCAAUGUCUGAAUGAUCUGUAAUUACAAUGGAUGAGCAUUUUCCGUUGUUGUCAUUCAUUCCACUUCUCAUGACCUGGACAAGAUCUGGAGUUUUCUUUUGUCCAUUUAUAUUUUUUUUUGUCUAGUUAUUAAAUUAAUGAUUUUUUGUGCUAAUAUAUUAGUCAACAAAACUGUAGGGGAAGAAUGUAUCCUUAUGACUCAAAUAAAAUGGAAAAUUUAAAGAGAACCUUUUUUUUUUCUUUUUUUGCACUUUAAAAUAAAACACGGUUCAUCUUAUUCAUAUAAGCUGAUGAGAAAGGAAAGGGUUUAAGAUGAAACAUUAAAAAUAACAUAGACAUGUCUAUGGGUUUCCUUAUUAUUUUCAAUUUUCAGUUUUUAAGUACUUGGAGAAAACAGCCAAUUGAUAGUGCGGACAGUUUUAAUAUGGUAUCAGCCCUGUAAAAAUGUCAUUUUAGUUUAAUGAAACAAAUUUUAAAGAAUAUGUAUUUUAUUUAUAACUGGCCACAAGCAACACAGCCCCUAUAUUUGCAUUUUCAUUGCACCAUUUUGUUAACUCAUGCAUUGCACAAGAAAUGAUUUACAUGUUUCUAUUUUUAGUGUUGUAUUCCAACUAAAGGGACAUCUUAGAAGGUCCUGAAAAUACACUCAGAUGCAAAAUACAUAUCUCAAGCAAACUGUUUGCUUGCAUUUUUCCUUUAAUGUAUUAGAAAAUGCCAAAUGCAAGAGGGCAUUUUAUUCUAGAUAAAAAAGAGAGAUUUGCUCAUUUGUUCAACAGAAGCAAACAUAAUUCCUUCUUUUGAGAGUUUUCAGUAUCCCCAAUUCUGCAAUAACAAUACUAAAUCUGAUGUGGAACCUCAAAGGAAACAGUAGACUGGGUUUAUUCCUUAUCUUAUGGUUAUUGACAUCUUUUGUAAACAAGUCUUUGACCUGGGUCAAUCAGUGUCCACCAUGAUCUCAACCAAAAGUGUGCAAAGGACAGAACAUAGACAAACAAAGAUGUUACACAUGGAUCAUAGAAAUGUCUUUCAAUAAAUCUGGAGAGUAAGAAUGUAGUUUGGCAACAUUAUUUGGUGAUGGCUAACACCAACAUGUGUCACUACAACAUGUGUCACUACUGUACCAUAUUAUCCUACCACAACCACAAAAUAUUAUAAGUCCACAACCAGAGUAAUUUUGAUGUGUUUAAAAAAUCUCAUAAAAUCUUAAAUAUUAUUUGCAUGUUUUGCCAUUUCUAAAGGAGAUGCAGAAUUCUUGAGGUAUUUAAUUAUGGACCAAUACAAUCAAUUAACUGAGCUCGACUUUGUCACAGUUGUAUCCUGUCAGUUGAUAAUACUAAUGAAUGCUAGUGACUCUGGAUACGUAACUUAUUGAUGCACUAACAACUUUACGUUUUAAAUGUUCCUGCCAGCUACAUAUUCUAUGUGUUCUUUCUUUUACUCGGGUUGUUGUUUGUAGUGUAAGUAAAAUAUGGAAAUGUGUACUAAUUGUGUAAUAUUUUUAUUAUGCCUCUCUCACAA
Messenger RNA from Lepisosteus oculatus (spotted gar), 9702 nucleotides. It is a transcript of the gene fmn1, whose product is annotated as formin 1. NCBI's taxonomy places the organism in Eukaryota, Metazoa, Chordata, Actinopteri, Semionotiformes, Lepisosteidae. Gene Ontology annotation, molecular function: microtubule binding. The record is from RefSeq and is a predicted model, not a curated record. Gene Ontology annotation, biological process: actin nucleation. Gene Ontology annotation, cellular component: endoplasmic reticulum membrane; nucleus; actin filament.